This is a messenger RNA of Ipomoea triloba (trilobed morning glory), 4439 nucleotides long. RefSeq names its product protein MEI2-like 4. The transcript has 15 exons. NCBI's taxonomy places the organism in Eukaryota, Viridiplantae, Streptophyta, Magnoliopsida, Solanales, Convolvulaceae. The record is from RefSeq and is a predicted model, not a curated record. Gene Ontology annotation, molecular function: RNA binding. Bases 838 to 3792 code for a protein of 984 amino acids.
CUCUCUCCUGUGAUUGAUAGAUGAGCUAGCUCAUCGGAGAUCCUCGCGUUUGUAGGAGCGUUUCUGGUGACCAGGUCUUCCUUUACACUCCUCCGGCAUAAUUUUCUCUUUUUUAUUCAUUUUGUACGGUGCUGUCUGUUUCAAUUCUAAUCGACGGCCAAGCGAUCUCCGAAUUUUCUAUUUGUAUUGUAUCUCCAGUUUGCUUAUUUGCUCCCUCCCUCUUUCUCUCUCCCGCUCUCUCCCUCUCUGUGCAAAACAGAGCAGGAAGAGAGAGCAAGUGCGAGCGAGGGGCUUCGAAUUACCGCCGUCCAUCGCUCGCUGGAGCUCGGGAGUUUCCGAUCGAGGAUGAGCGCUUGCUGAGGAAUAAAGAGAGCGAGAGAGCGAGCUGUUGCAAAGGGGACAUAAAUACUCAGAGGAAACCGGAGAUAAUAUAUUCAGAGAAUUCAUUCCGUUAACGUGCAUUGUAGAAAUAACGAGGCACGGAGAGAGGAAGGCAUCCAAGCUUUGGUGGUUCUUGCACGGGACACAUACACCUAGAUCGCUUCUUCAAUCUUCCUUCCUUCCCUUGCCUUUUGCCAUAAUUUAUUCUCUCUGAAUUCCUUAAGCAUCCAUUUGCUUUCCUAUAAAAUCUCCUUUGCCGUUGUGACCCUUGCUCCCUCUGCGAAUUUUGUUUCUGGGAACUUGCUCUCGCAUUUUAUGUCCUACCAAUGAUGUUCAUACUCUAAAAGGACAUUGCUGAUUUUUCCUACAAUUGUGGUGUAUUUGAUUGUUGGUGGAAGCCAAUGCUAUUUGUCUUCUGUUGAGUUUUUCUAGUGAGUUUUGAGUCCAGAUUGCAUAAUGCCUUCCCAGAUGAUGGACCCACAGGAUUUGUCUCCGUCCUUCUUUUCUGAGGACUUGCGUUUUCAUGAUGAGAGCCAGAAUGGGUUUUGGAAGUCAAAUAGCCUGCAUAAUUUCAAUGGUCUGAAAACAGACAGAACAUUCAGAGUAGGAAGUGUUCCUUCAUCGCAUUUUGAGAACCAGAUACCUAUGGGUUGUCAGAUGACAAAAGGUGUUGAGCUUCCUAAUUCUUAUUUACAUAAAGAUUGGAAGGUAAAUUGUUCAAUACAAAAGCAAGCAAUUGGAUCAGAAAGAGCUGCCAGCCACUCUUUGCCAAGAACUCUUGAUCACAACUUAGGCACAGCAUCUAUUUUCAGUACAGAAUCUACGUCUUAUGCAAUGGAGAGAGACAAAAUAAAUAUACUGGGGGCUCAACAUGAAAAUGGUCUUUUUUCAAGUUCAUUAUCAGAGUUAUUUAGUAGGAAAUUGCAACUGUCAACAAACAAUUCUCUAUAUGGACAUUCCAUGGGCGCCACAGCUUCACACUAUGAGGAAGAGGAACCUUUGGAAUCCCUUGAAGAACUUGAGGCCCAGACUAUCGGAAAUCUUCUACCUGAUGAUGAUGACUUAUUUGCAGGAGUGACUGAUGGGCUUGACUGUGUUGCCCAACCCAACAACAGAGAUGAUGGAGAAGAUCUGGACCUAUUUAGCAGUGUUGGAGGGAUGGACUUGGGUGAAGACAGUUCCUCUUCAGGACAAAAAAAUUCUGACAUGCUCUUGGGGGGAUCUAUUGCCUCAGGUGCUGGGAAGCACCCACUUGGAGAGCAUCCAUCGAGAACACUCUUUGUGAGAAAUAUAAAUAGCAAUGUUGAAGAUUCUGAAUUGCAAACUCUUUUUGAGCAAUAUGGAGAUAUUCGCACUCUAUAUACAGUGUGCAAGCAUCGUGGUUUUGUUAUGAUUUCCUAUUAUGAUAUUAGAGCAGCCUUAAAUGCAAUGAAAGCUCUCCAGAAUAAACCAUUGAGACACAGGAAACUAGACAUACAUUUUUCAAUUCCAAAGGACUAUCCACCUGAGAAAGAUGUCAACCAGGGUACUCUGGCAGUUUUUAACCUUGAACCUUCUGUGUCAAAUGAUGAAAUUCAUCGUAUCUUUUGUGUGUAUGGGGAGAUUAAAGAGAUCCGGGAGACUCCGAAUAAAAGCCUUCACAAAUUGAUAGAGUUCUAUGAUAGUAGGGCUGCAGAAGCUGCACUUCAUGCCUUGAACGGUAGCUAUAUUGCAGGGAAGCAGAUUAAGCUUGAACCAAGUCAUCCUGCUGGUGCUAGACAGUUGCAACCAUUUUCUCCAGAGAUGGAACGUGAUGAGUCUGGUCUUUAUUUGCAACAGAAUGGCUACCCUAGUAGCUUAACAACAGCAUAUCCUGGCCCAUGCUCACUUGGUGGAAUCCCAUCUAGCUUGGAGAAUGGGACUAUGUUUGGUUCAAAGUCACCAAGUAGAGCUCCCCUUACUCAAUAUUUGGACAAUUCCUUGAACCAUGGGAUGUCACUGAGUCCCAACAGCAGCUUAUCCUCAUUCGUCAGGCUGGAAUCCGUGGGUAAACAAUCUAAUCUCAGUGAGACCAGCCACUUACUGGGUCAAAUGAACAUUGAGUUUAGGGCCAAGCCAAAUGGCCGCACUUGUUCUCUUCCAGAAUAUCAUGACGGAUUAAGCAAUGGAGUUCUCUCCAAUUCUCCAGGUGCCAUGGCCACAAAUAUAAAUGCCUGGACAUCUGAUGUGAUUGACAAGCAGCAAUUCUGUCGAGUUGGCUCAAAUGGGCAUUCAAUUGGAUUAAAUGAUGGUGUUUUUGGUCCCACUGGAAAUGGUAGCUGUACCCCAUCUGGACGUUCAUAUGCAUGGAGUACUUCUCCCCGUCAUCAGCCUCAAGGCAUGAUGUGGCCAAACUCACCAUCACUUGUCAGUGGAGUUUGCACUGCUCGCCCACAACAAAUGCAUGCUGUUUCUGAUGCACCUAAUCACAUGCUGAAUACACUUUUACCAAUAAACAACCACCAUGUGGGAUCAGCUCCUUCUGUCAAUUCUUCUAUUUGGGAUAGAAGACAUGCGUAUACUGGUGAAUCUCCUGAAGUUUCUGUUUUCCACCCUGGUUCUCUUGGUAGCGUGCAGAUUUCUGGUAAUUCACCCCAUCCCUUGGAGUUUCUUCCUCAUAAUAUGUUUCCUCGGGCUGGUGGAAAUGGUAUGGAUUCUCCAGUCACUUCAAAGAGUGUUGGGUUACCCUCUCCUCAUCAGAGGUGUUUGAUGUUUCCUCCAAGGGGUCAAAUGAUCUCUAUGAUGAACUCAUUUGAUUCUCCAAAUGAGAGGACAAGAAGCCGAAGAAAUGAGGGCUCUUCAAAUCAGACGGACAACAAGAAGCAGUUUGAGCUUGACAUUGACCGAAUUGUUCGAGGAGACGAUAAGCGGACAACGCUAAUGAUAAAGAACAUUCCUAACAAGUACACAUCAAAAAUGCUUUUAGCUGCAAUUGAUGAACACCAUAAAGGAACUUAUGAUUUCAUCUAUUUGCCCAUCGAUUUUAAGAACAAAUGCAAUGUCGGCUACGCAUUUAUCAAUAUGACUGAUCCUUCAUUCAUUAUUCCAUUUUAUCAUGCUUUGAAUGGCAAGAAAUGGGAAAAGUUCAACAGUGAAAAGGUGGCAUCACUUGCAUAUGCUCGCAUCCAGGGAAAAGCUGCCCUUAUUGCUCACUUCCAGAAUUCUAGCUUGAUGAAUGAAGAUAAGCGAUGCCGUCCUAUUCUUUUCCAUACUGAUGGCCCCAAUGCAGGCGAUCAGGUGCCCUUCCCCAUGGGUGUAAAUGUGAGGUCAAGACCCAACAAGAGUCGAGGCAGCACAGGUGAAGAAAACAACCAUGAAAUCCAUGUAAGCUUAUCAAAUGGGGAGUCAUCUUCGCAUGGAGAAUCUUGUGGAGUGGUGAAGGAUUCAAAUUAAAAAAAAUGACUGGACUGGACUGCUUCCUAGCUCAUUGUUGGCACGCACUAACUAACCUUCUAGGGAUGAGACUAAUUUCACCCAAAAUUUUUCUUUUAUGUACAUUAAGGGUGGUCACUGGAAAAAAAAAACAGAAAACAAAGGAAGAGAAGGAUUCCUUCCUUGCUUUUCAGAAUUUUGCUGAGCUUGUGAAUUUUAAUUGAUAAGCCAUGAGCAUUGCCCCAUUUUCUGCGGGGCUGCCGUGUAAGUGUAAUACUACCUACCUACCUACCUCGGCAGGCGGCGAGAUCCCUAAGUGGAGCGGCUGCUGGAGCUUCAAAUUUUGGAAAUACUAAUUGAUUUUAAACAAAAAAGAGGAUCGGAGAAGAGUUUGGCUGAAGAAAGGGGUUCUCCUACCAAAUUUUCAAUACUUCAGAUGAGAUGCAGCAUGCCAAGGCAAAAAGAAAGAAAAAUUUUGUUGUCAACAUUUUUUGAAUGUUAAAAAAAAAAAAGCAUGCUAUGCUUGUCUUACUUAGAUCUCGGCUGUAACCUUUUCUUAUCGUUUCUUUUUUGAGUGCUAUAUUAAUUUGCAUGUUAAUCAGAUGAGAUGUUAUUGACAGACAUUGCUUAGAUUAUGCUGUUAUGGACAUGGGCUUUGAAAUCUCAAA